AAACGUUGUAAGUAAGAAGAAGAGUUCACAGAUGUUUGUUUAUAGUUGUAUAUAAACCAAAUAGAAAUACAGAAAUAGUAAACAUUAAACAAUGGGUUCUGAACAUUCUAGUCAAUCUGGAUCACAAAAUACUCAGAGACAAAGUAGUUUUAACAAAGAAGCUUCCAAACAACCAAACGUUCGUCGUCAACAUACCAUAGCGAAUCCCGGAGGAUCUGAAUUUACUAGUGAAAAUGUUGAUAUUAGACCAGGAUCUAUAUCCCCAGGUCCAAGUGUGUGCAGUGAUGUUGAUUUACCUUAUAUUAGCUAUACAGUAAACAGGCCUAUUGGAGAUUCCCCCAAAUUAACUAACAAACAAUUACUAAAAACCAAAUCGCGCAGAACAUCCCAGCCCAAACCAUCAAAAUCCAAAACAUCCACCCACAAUAUAGUAGUAGUUCGUGGAGCUAAUCCUGCAACAGCUGUCACAGAAAAAGAUCCUGAAAUACUGAGGUUGCAAAGCAUUCCAAUGUUUUUACCAAUAAUGAGAGCCACGCUGAGUUUACCAGCUGCAAGAGAUCCUGAAGUAUUAGAAAGAUUGGACCCUACACCUGUUAGAAAUUUGUGUUUGAGGUAUCAGCAUCAUCUGACAGCAGCGGCGAAUUUGGUAGCUACUGAACAAAAUCAAAUUACACAUAAAAUCAGAGAGAUUGAUGCAGAAAUAACAAAAGUAGUGAUUGUAGCCACAGACAGGCAACGCAAAUAUGCUAAAUAUAGUGAAAAAUUAUCCAAAGUAACAGAACUAUCUCAUCAAUUAAAUCGUUGUCAUAUGUUGCUGAAUCAAACUUUAGAAUCAAUGGAAACAUUGAACAAUUAUUUGGAUGUUGAAGACAGAUUGGAGCCUUUUAUAUGGACGACUGGAUGAGAUUUACUUCAAGAUCCUUAUGAGAUUGAAAAUGAGGGAAACAUGAGUGAGGAUCUUUAGAUGUAAUAUUAAGAUGAUUGUGAUGUUAGUAAAUUAUUGUAGAUUUCAGCUAUUAUAUACCUGCCAGUUUUAAG
Diabrotica balteata is the source of this 1038-nucleotide messenger RNA. The record is from the annotation of a GenBank genome assembly. Lineage: Eukaryota; Metazoa; Arthropoda; Insecta; Coleoptera; Chrysomelidae.